UGUAAACAAGACAUCGAAUCGAUGUGCGCUUAACGGCAAGGCUGCGAGCUAACAUGGACCGUUUUAAGGUUCUGGAAAAAUCUUUCGCAAAACAACAAUGACCGGUAACACAUAUAGACAGUAGGAAGCGAAAGCUGUCUUCUUCGUAUGGACGACAAUGGGCGGAUUUACAUCAAGAAAUCGUUAUAGGUCGUUGCCUCAGUUUGAAUCUAAAACAACUAACGAGGCUGUCCCGGCGUGGGAAACAUGGUGUACUACAUUGUUUCGGCAUCGGCUAUAUAAUACAACGUUAAGUCAGUCGGCGGAGCAAGCGCAGGGGUCAUCCCGGUUUGAGGUUGAAGAAAUUUCUCCAAAGAUCCUUAAACAACUAUCGAAAGCUCGUCGAGGUGCUAGGUUCAAGGACGGUCUUGUUAUGCUACUUGGAAGUGAUGGCGCAGUCAAAGCGCAUUUGAAGGUGCUCUUCGCAGCAUGUUGGUACUUUAGUAACGUACCACAGUAUUCCUACUGCUACCUGAACGGCUUUACGAAGAAAGGCUUAACUGAUCUCGUUAACUUUAUUUACCACAAUGAACUUCCAAGCAAUGUUGAACAAUUGCUCGGUCUGAAUCAGCUGGCAGAACACAUUCGCUAUAAGUUUCUUGCGGCACAAACUAGCAAGCUCCUAAUCGAGCAGUACGAAGCUGAAGGAAGGGGUGACCAAGCAUUACCAGGCCUACUCAACUUGACGAAAAAAUUUAGCUUGCCGACCUUGUAUGACCAUUUGUGUGUAGCCUUGGCUCGAUACACUCAGGUUCCGUCAGUCCUGCUCAGAGUUAGCCCGGCAGUUCUGACUGAUGUUCUAGUUCAGGACUGUCUGGCAGUCGACGACGAGGACCAGGUAGCGUCCCUCGUAAACAAAUUCUACCACCUGCAUCCUGAGUAUAGCUCGACCGAUGUGGCCAGUUGUGUAAGAUACAAUUUUCUAUCAGAGAGUGCUAAACGGUGGUUCGAUUUCGAAUCAGGUAUUGUGUGGGCACCUCGACAUGCCUAUACAGGCCAUUACCUUUCCGUAAAUUUGCAUGUUCGUCGAGACAGAGUUAAAAUAGCAUGUAUUCUAAUCAUUGAUCGCGUAUCGCCUGGUCGACGCCCCAUAACAAUCUGUACUAUCGAAGAUUCCUCGGGCUAUGAUACCGUGUCCAAUUCGUGCGUGCGACCUCGACUUGACCACGUUGCGGGAGCUAAAGAAGCCGCCGAAUAUCGAAGUGCAGUCCACAUCGCUUCUGUAACCAGUCGUCGACUGCUUUUCGUCCGUCUGGGCUCAACUGUUCUCCGGGUCGAUCUUUACGCCAACGCAUGCCAAGUACUAUCGAGGGAUAUAGCUGAAUUCUACGUAACUUCCGAAGGUCUUGUAAAAACAGUCAACAGACUGAAUGGGAAAGAAACUCUAAUCACAUCCCGAGCUCACACAGUAAUGGCGGCACUUCUGGUGACACCCUGCGAUAGGCUUGUGGUCAAACUUGACAUUGAUUAUAUGAAUGGGAAAAUGGACAAUAGCUAUACUAAUAACAGUAUUUGCGCUAUUGACAACAAAAGCAACGAUUGCAAUAGAGAUGAAGACCCCCUCCUAGUGACGUUCACAGCGGCUGCGAAUUGAUGACGUUUUUUCUUUUUGCCUAGACGGUUAAAAGCUAGUUUCGACUUUUGAAGUUAUACGUAACGUGCUAAUAUACAUAACUAUUGUCCCUGUUUAAUAGGCGCAAACUGAACAAACGACGUAUUGAUUCCAAGUAUUGAUCAAUAUUGUUAAGCUAAUUCUAGAAAUUAUGUCCAAGUUAAAACCACUCAAUAGAAUCUAGUUAGGGGAACUCUAUGGCAAUUGGCUAUAUAUUUGUGUUUAUGGAACCGAUAAGAAUAGAUGGUAUUUGUUAGUUAACUUUUGAACGAACUCUAUACUACCACUAUACGUUUAACUAUACGUUUUUCAAUAAAAGCUACGUGCUUAAAGUGUGUUUGCGUCUCUAUUGUCUAUUCUGUAUUAAAGUGCUCGCUCGAAAAGGCGGAAUGGAGUAGAUGUAUGGCGUUAAAUGGUGGUAAAACAAUGGCGUAUCCAAUCUAGAAUAGAAACACGUUUCGGUAACGAUCAUAUCAUUAACAAUAUUAAAAGUCUAAUGUGGUAGACAAAUUUCAAUGAAUAUAGCCUUGUCUGAGCUUAGAUAGCAAUGCGUUGUAUGUCAGACAUGGUCUGAGAUAUAAUUUAUGUAAGAUAUGGUAGUUUGGCCUAUCACUAUGUUCCUAAGGAACUGCUACCGCUAACAACCAUAACAAUUUAUU
Varroa destructor (honeybee mite) is the source of this 2310-nucleotide messenger RNA. RefSeq lists its product as uncharacterized. Lineage: Eukaryota; Metazoa; Arthropoda; Arachnida; Mesostigmata; Varroidae. The record is from RefSeq and is a predicted model, not a curated record.